Molecule: messenger RNA, 1138 nt
Organism: Chaetomium fimeti
Lineage: Eukaryota; Fungi; Ascomycota; Sordariomycetes; Sordariales; Chaetomiaceae
Exons: 6
Coding region: 233-1138 (301 amino acids)
Molecular function (GO): acetylpyruvate hydrolase activity
Source: RefSeq, a predicted model, not a curated record
AGCCCGAGUGACGAGGCAGUGGCACCGGAGGCGGCGCCUCAUUUAAUUCCCGAAGGCCCGUCCCGCCAUGUCCGUUGGUGGCCCCAUCCGAUCGGACUCAACCUCACCUUUACCACUUCCUAUCCAUUAUAUCGAGCAAUUGAUGCCAUUGCCAGAAGGAUUUGACUCACUGCUUGCUUGAACAACUACCUGAUAACAUAACCGAGAACCAAGACAAUAAGCAUUCCUGAAGAUGUCAUUCAAUCGCCUCGUCCGGUUUGCGCCCAAGGGCGACGACAGCAAGAUCCUCCUCGGUGAGCCCGCCGACAGCUCUGUCGACGUCGGUGCUGCCGUUCGCGAGGGCGAGGAUGUACAAGUAAAGGUGUACAGCGGCACCUCGGUGCUGGACGCCGGGUCGCCGACCGGCGAGACCGCUGUCAUCGGCCGCAUUCUCGCACCUCUAACGCAACAAGAGGUUGGAACCAUCCGCUGUAUCGGACUAAACUACAAGAAGCACGCCGAAGAGGCCAAAAUGACCAUCCCGGAAAUCCCCACCGUCUUCCUCAAGCCCUCAACCUGCCUGGCCGACCCCUACCCGUCGCCGACCAUCAUCCCCAAGCACACCCUCGCCAGCGACUCGGCCGACUACGAGUCCGAGCUGGCCAUCGUCCUCGGCCGCGAGGCCAAGAACGUGUCCGAGGCCGACGCGCUCGGCUACGUGCUGGGGUACACGGCCAGCAACGACGUCUCGAGCCGCGCCUCGCAGUUCGCCCAGACCCAGUGGUGCUACUCCAAGGGCUUCGACGGCGCCUGCCCGAUCGGCCCCGUCCUCGUGUCCAAGGACCUCGUGCCCGACGUCGGGGCGCUCAGGCUGAGGGGGCUGAAGAAUGGGAAGGUGGUGCAGGAUAGCGGGCUGACGGCCUCCGCCCUUUUAGAUCUCGGCACGAAGAUGGACCUCAUCUUCUCGGUUGAGCAGAUUGUCAGCUUCCUCUCGCAGGGCACCACGCUGCCCAAGGGGACCGUCAUCAUCACGGGCACCCCGGCUGGCGUCGGUUUUGCGCACAAGCCGCAGGAGCUGUUGCACGACGGGGAUGAGUUUGUGGUCGAGAUCCAGCCGCAUAUCGGGAGCCUGUACAAUGUGAUGCAGAACGAGAAAUGA